AACGAACUGAUGGAUGAAGAUGAGAAGGACAGGGCAAAGAGGGCAUCACGCAACAAAUCCGAAAAGAAGAGGAGAGACCAGUUCAAUGUCCUCAUUAAAGAGCUUUGCACGAUGCUACAGGGCCAUGGCCACCCUCUCAAGAUGGACAAGUCCACAAUACUGCAGAGGACCAUCGACUUCUUACAGAAACAGAAAGAAAUCACAGCACAGACAGAAGCCUGUGAGAUUAGACAAGACUGGAAGCCUUCAUUUCUUAGCAACGAGGAGUUCACCCAGUUGAUGUUAGAGGCACUAGAUGGCUUUCUCAUUGCCCUUACCACUGAUGGGAUUAUUAUUUAUGUAUCUGAUAGUGUUUCAUCUCUGCUUGGACACUUACCGUCAGAUUUGGUGGACCAAAAUAUAUUAAACUUUCUGCCUGAGCGGGAGCAGAGCGAGGUGUACAAGCUCCUUUCUCCACAUGUGCUCAUGACAGAUCCUGUUGCAGCUGAUUUUCUGAACGCAGAAAAACAAGUAGAAUUUUGCUGCCAUUUAGCAAGAGGCAGCUUAGAUCCAAAUGAACCCCUGAUGUAUGAAUAUGUGAAAUUUGUAGUGGAUUUUAAGUAUUUUACUCAUGUGCCUACACCCUCCUGUAAUGGCUUUGAGUCAGCUAUUGCACGAGCUUUCAGGUCAGCCACGGAGGAGCAGAUUUGCCUUGUAGCAACUGUUCGUCUUGUCACACCACAGUUCUUAAAGGAGCUCUGCAAUGUUGAAGAGCCAUGUGAAGAAUUUACAUCAAGGCAUAGUUUGGAAUGGAAGUUUUUAUUCUUGGACCACAGGGCUCCACCUAUUAUAGGAUAUUUACCUUUUGAGGUUCUGGGAACGUCAGGGUAUGAUUACUACCACGCAGAUGACCUGGAACUUCUUGCUAGGUGCCAUGAACACUUGAUGCAGUUUGGGAAGGGAAAGUCCUGUUACUAUCGGUUCCUGACCAAAGGCCAGCAAUGGAUAUGGCUGCAGACACACUACUACAUCACCUACCACCAGUGGAAUUCCAAACCAGAGUUCAUCGUUUGCACUCACCUGGUAGUUAGUUAUGCAGAAGUUCGAGCUGAAAGAAGGCGAGAUCUGGGCCUUGAAGAAUCAUCAAUUGAACUGGCAUCCUCUUCUCUAAAGAGCCACAGCAGCUACCUGGACGUGGGGCAGUGCGGCAGCAGCCAGGACGCCAGCCGGGAGGGAGUGUCGCUGUCAUCCCACAGCUCCCGGCGCUCCUCGCACACAGCCCUCUCCGACUCUGCGUCCACCUCAUCCAUGCGACACACGGACACCAGCACACCCACCCGGCCAGGGGGACAGGCGGAGAAAACAGCCCUGCGCCUGGCAUCAGCUGGAAACACUCAGGCCAUAGCCACUGCUCAAGCCCAAGCCCCUGGUGAACAUCCCGUGGCUCAGCUGGCAGUCCCCUCUCAGCACACUGUGAUGCCAGUGUACCAUUUCCCAACACAGCUGGGGAUGAUGCAUCAGCUGAAAGAGCAGCUGGAGGAGAGGACUCGCAUACUGCAAGCUGACAUCAAGACACAGCAAGAAGAGCUCCAUGUCAUCAAGGAGCAGCUCCAGCUAGUGCAAGACUCCAAUCUGCAGAUGCUGAUGCAGCAGCCAGUCCCUGUUGUGCUUAACAACGUGCAGCACCCGAGUCCCAGGAGGCCACUGCAACCAGCAGGGACACCCAAGCAGACCACAGCCAAGAAGUCACAACAGCAAGGCCUUACGGGGACGAAACACUACCGCAGCACCCACCUGCCAUCACCGCACCCGUUCCUCAGGGACCCCUGCAGCACAGCCACCCAGGUACAACAGCAACAGCACCUAAUGAGAGGAAACCAAGCCCAGCAAACCUGUCUGCCAGGGCAGACGAGCAUUUCAGUGCCCCUCUACAACAAUCCCAUGGUGCUGUCACAAACACAUCCCAUUGCAGUGGCUGCACAGAUGCCAGCUGACAGCAGUGAGAGGCAGCCUGACUAUAGCCAGGACAGGAGCCUCAGGAUGCUGCUGGAUCAGUCUAUCCAAGCCAUGAUGCCCACCACCAACAGCAGUGGCCAGUCCACACAAAGCAGUGCCAGCAGGCAGCAAGGAAAAUUCGUUGCAGAGCAGCAGAUCUUGCCUCCUCCAAUACAGAUGCAACCAGUCACCUGUAGCACUGUCCGACCUCCAGCCCCAUCGCCAGUUUUCUCCCCGUCUCUGAUGAUCCCACACAGCAGCUUCACAUCCCACCAGGCAAGCACCCCAGUUCAUCUCCACCAGUGGCCACAGCAACACAUCCAGCAGCACCGACUCUACCUUCAGAUGCAAGGUCCUGAGAUGGUGCCUGGGGGUCCAACCCCACGCAUUUUCCAGCCCCCCCAUACCCCACAGCAGAACCCCCUGAGCUACUUCCUCCACCCGCAGCAGCAGAGCCGCCACACACAGAGCCAGGCCUGCAACCUGCCAGACCUGCACCCCGAGAUGCAGCUGCCCUGA
This is a messenger RNA of Indicator indicator, 2493 nucleotides long. It is a transcript of the gene PASD1, whose product is annotated as PAS domain containing repressor 1. Gene Ontology annotation, cellular component: nucleus; cytoplasm; CLOCK-BMAL transcription complex. Lineage: Eukaryota; Metazoa; Chordata; Aves; Piciformes; Indicatoridae. Gene Ontology annotation, molecular function: protein dimerization activity; RNA polymerase II cis-regulatory region sequence-specific DNA binding; DNA-binding transcription factor activity, RNA polymerase II-specific. The transcript has 20 exons. The coding region runs from base 10 to 2493 and encodes 827 amino acids. The record is from RefSeq and is a predicted model, not a curated record. Gene Ontology annotation, biological process: regulation of transcription by RNA polymerase II; circadian regulation of gene expression.